Molecule: messenger RNA, 3057 nt
Organism: Acanthaster planci (crown-of-thorns starfish)
Lineage: Eukaryota; Metazoa; Echinodermata; Asteroidea; Valvatida; Acanthasteridae
Product: phosphatidylinositol phosphatase PTPRQ-like
Source: RefSeq, a predicted model, not a curated record
GUUUCUACAUGCACAGUGCCAUCAGGUGCCUACCAUCAUGUAGGCAAGUUUUACGGUUGAUUGGCCUCCACGACGGCUCGAUUUUUAUUUAAAUUUCAGACUGUGCACACUGCAGCCUGCGAGCCCAUUGUACGUUUGAGACCACGGUUCCAGGGUAGGGUUUUGGAGGAGCGUGAUCGUUGUUGAGAGCUGCCCCAUCAUGCUGGACAGUUUUUUUCGCUCGUCCUAAGAUGGCGUCGGAAAAGCCAGCCAUUGCCAUGUCACUGAUGUUAGUGUUCGUGUUACCUGUCCUCCCUGAAGUUAAUGCCACCGGGCAGGUCCAAAAUCUGACGGUCGUCAACGUGGAGGGCACCCCAGGUGCCGUCUUGGUGACCUGGGUGCCUCCGGAGUCCCCGGACAGCCCGGUAGAGUUCUACCGGGUCAGCUACAUGCUGAGGAUCGAGGCGCAGUGCAACACGCUCAACAACCCAAGCCCGGUGGUAGCCGCAGAAUUGGCGACGGGGACGUCGUACACGAUCACCGGACUCCUGCCGUAUUCCAACUACGAGGCGAUUGUGGAGGCGUCGACGGGUACAGGGCUCCAGGGGGAAGCACGGGCUUGGGUUCAGACGCCCGAAGUUGCUCCAACUGAUCCGCCAAGGGGCGUCAGGCUUCUCAAACAUGCUUCAGGAGGAACGUACCUAGCGUUCACCUGGGACGAUAUUGAGUGUUCCAUCGGUACCAUGUCCAGCGCUUUCAGAAGUUACUACUUCGAGUUGAACAGCGUGGACCAACCCAACACAGCACCCAUUACAGGGCAAGCUAUUCGGGGACCGAAGUUGAUCUUCGACCUCUUACCUUUCCACCGUUACGCUUUUAAAGUCGCCAUUCGCUCUCAGGUGGGAGACGGUCCGUUCAGCGAUCCGCUGGUGGUUAGGACAGAAGAAUCUAGCCCAUCUAUACCAGCUGACUUCCAUGCUAACGAAACAAGUGAGACAAGUGUGACCUGUACGUGGGAGGAGCCACGUAACCCCAACGGUGUCAUCACCAACUACACGAUAACGCUUAGGCCCUCCAAUCGGCCAUUCGACCUUUCCUUCGUUCCGCCGCUCUCUGCGACUGAAAUUCGUCACCUCGGACCCAACGUAUUCUCGUCGCGCUUCACCGAUCUUGAGCCCGGUUCUUACUACGAGCUGUCCGCGGCUGCCUGGACUUCUUACGGCGCAGGAACCAUAGAUAUUGUUGAGACUUUCACUUGGCCGAAGAUGGAUAUUCUCGGGCCAUCUCUACCAGUUGUUGAUCCGUAUGCAUCUAAUGAUACAAGUGUUACCAUUUCUCUGGAAGACCCGGAUGAUUACUAUGUGACGUCGUAUCUUGUUGCCGUAGAGAGCGACGCUCCGAGAUCAAAGAGGUCGCCGGUAGAGAUUGACGGGAGAGCUUUCGGGACCUUCAGCAAUAACCCGCACGCCUACAUAGCCGCUGAGAUACCCAAGGGGGAAAACACCGGCAGCGUGGUGGUGGGAGACGGAAAAAUGUACGGCGGCUACCUGAACGUGGCGCUGGUUAAAGGAACACUUUACCGUAUCAGAAUUGGAUCCAAGAGCGCCAUUGAUUGGCGAUCUUCGGUAUUUUGGAGUCCCACACUGAAAGAAACGGCUGGUGCUUACGAUUUCCUUCCCACUGCUCCAAUGAGCUCCACCCCCAGCAAAGGGCACAGCAUCUCUCAGCAAUGGAUGCUGGGAGCUGUACCAUGGGCGGUCUUCCUAUCGAUGUGGCUGUGUUAGUAUUUGUCAGCUUAGGGAUAGAAAAAAAAAGGGUUUAUGUGUUGGCAUAAUGUGCACAAUUUUCCAUAGUUAGUCUAAAGGGAAUGUCUACCGAUUUGUUACUUUUUUGAACUAAUGAUAGUGUAAUAUUUAUAAACAUAUCAGUGUGUAGACUAGAGAAGGUAUGUUAUUUUAUUGUAUUAUACCAAGGGAUGAGUUUUUACAAUGAUUCACAAUUUUUCCCUUUCACGUUCCCUUUUUCUUACCUAAUGAUAAUACAUAAACUGGAUGUAAUUCUUGCAGUAGGGAGUCGGGUUUGGGUGGUCACGUCUGUGUGUACCGCAUGCACACGGUCGUGGGAUCCACAUUCACAUUCUUUGUUUAUAUCUUGUUAACCUUUGACUUGUAAUGCAUUAUUCAUAUGGCACGGGAAGGGACAUAUUUAUGCUUCCCACCAAAUUUAUACGAUUCUUGAUACUAAUCCUUUUCGGUUGGCAUCGGUGUAUUCAUAUCCAUUUAUUAUUGUGCUUUACUGGGGAGUCGAUUCCUUCCAUUUGAACGGAAACGCCGAGUGUACAAUAUGUAAUAAUCGAUUGCACGAGGAUGGUGGCUCUGCCUUUUUUUGGAAAGGACAAAGCUCUUGUUUCUCAAGUAGGCCUACAGCUUCCCCCUCAUUUCGAUGAAAUGUGAGCCUGAAUCAGGUAAAUUGUAAUUUCCAGUGAUUCUCCAAGGGAGUUAGGGGUCAAUAUUUGGCUGUUUGGGCUUAGAUUUAUAAGACCAAAUCAUGGCCUGUGUCAAGAUGAUCAGGGUUAUUUACGGAGCACUGUGCCAUAGCAACUCUGUAAUGCGAUAAAAUUGCUGCGCAGCCAAUUUCACGCUCUGCGUGCCUCCGCUUGCCGUCAUGUUACAGUUUGUUGUGCGUUUUGCUACUGUUAAAUUGCCAUUGUAAAAUAUGCUCUGUGUAAUGAUUAUGCCAUUGCACCGCCGUCGACGAGACUUCGGGAUAUUUCAGUGUUAUUUUUGUAAUUUUCAUUACGCAGUGAACCAGACACUUAUAUUUGUAGCCAACCGCUCCUGUGGUUUGUCCAUUUCAUUCUAAGGGACUCUGACCCACUUUCUGAGGGUAAGAAGUUAUUUUGAUCCAAUUUCCACAUCAUACAUGUAGCUCAAUAUAUUUCCAGGCCUUGGAGUGACAAAGAAGAGGUUUUUUCUGUCAUUCGUGCCAUUUCGUAAUGCACAUUGUACUCUUAGCAGUCAAAUACAUUGUCACUAAUACGGGCGAUUCACAAUAGUGCGCCCCCAAGAGUAUUCAACG